GCGAAGUCCCCGCCUCCGGCAGGUCCCGGAGGCCGCGGCGUCGCGGGGAGCCAGGCUCGGGCCCGCGGCGGUUGCGCCGAGGGAGCCCAGCCGCGAGAGCGCCAUGAGGGACGACACGGCGAUUCGGCUGGAGGAUCACCCGCGUCCUCCACGAGCCCUUCCACCUGUGCCAAGUAAGGAUGACAUUCCACUUAGUCGUCCUAAGAAAAGGAAGCCAAGAACAAAAACCACACUAGCAAGUGCUUCUUUGGAAGGCCUUGUUCAGACUGCUAUUCAUAGGCAGCCUGAGAGCAUUGAGUCAGCAGCUAAAGAACCCAAAGAGCACAUAGAAGCUCCUGUUCAAAGAAGACAGAAGAAGACAAGGCUACCUCUUGAAUUGGAGACUGCCUUUACCCAGAGAACAUCUAGUCCAUCUUUAUUACAAAAUGAAAAUGGUGUUGAUGUGGAGCCAGCUGAGGAGCCAGUUAUUCAAAAACCUCGAAGGAAGACAAAGAAAACACAGCCAGCAGAAUUGCAGUAUGCCAAUGAGCUGGGAGUAGAAGAUGAAGACAUAAUUACUGAUGAACAAAGUGGUCCAGAGCAACAGUCUGUAUUCACUGCACCCACUGGCAUUAGCCAGCCUGUAGGCAAAGUGUUUGUGGAAAAAAGCCGGCGAUUCCAGGCCACCGAUCGUUCAGAGUUGAUAAAGACCACAGAAAACAUAGAUAUGUCAAUGGACAUGAAGCCUUCCUGGACGACCAGAGAUGUUGCACUUUCAGUGCACCGAGCUUUCAGGAUGGUUGGUCUCUUUUCUCAUGGUUUCUUGGCUGGCUGUGCUGUGUGGAAUAUUAUUGUGAUAUAUGUUCUAGCAGGAAAUCAGCUUUCUAACCUCUCGAAUCUUCUGCAACAAUACAAGACCUUAGCAUAUCCAUUCCAGAGUCUUCUCUACUUGCUUUUGGCUCUAAGUACAGUUUCAGCUUUUGACAGGAUUGACUUUGCCAAAACAUCAGUAGCAAUCCGAAAUUUUCUUGCCCUAGAUCCAACGGCUUUAGCAUCUUUCUUGUACUUUACUGCACUUACACUAUCUCUGAGUCAGCAAAUGACAAGUGACAGAAUACACCUUUACACACCGUCUUCUGUUAAUGGCAGCCUCUGGGCAGCAGGAGUGGAGGAACAGGUUCUCCAGCCAUGGAUCAUGGUGAAUCUGGUGGUGGCCGUUCUGGUUGGAUUAUCUUGGCUUUUUUUGUCUUAUAGGCCAGGCAUGGAUCUUAGUGAAGAGUUGAUGUUCUCCUCUGAUGUGGAAGAAUAUCCUGAUAAAGAUAAAGGAAUCAAAGCCUCUUCAUAAUGCCAACUCACCUUCAGAGGAAUAAUAACUCAGUAUUUAGAAUUUUUCUCAUUCUUGUUUUUAAAUAUAUUUUUGUAAGAUAUGUACAGGUGUAUUUGGAAUUGAUUUUUUGAUUAUAUAAUACUGAAAAAAUUCUCAAGAUUAUGGAAAAUGUUAAAAUUGUAUCUGCAAUUUAUACGUAACAUUAAUAUCAAUAGCAUUAUUGUCUUUUUUUUUGAAUUGUGACUUUUUUUCUUUUUUUAAUUAUUUUUUUAUUGUUCAAAUACAUUUGUCUCCAUUUCCC
Molecule: messenger RNA, 1607 nt
Organism: Pteronotus mesoamericanus
Lineage: Eukaryota; Metazoa; Chordata; Mammalia; Chiroptera; Mormoopidae
Gene: TMEM237
Product: transmembrane protein 237
Exons: 13
Coding region: 104-1324 (406 amino acids)
Biological process (GO): cilium assembly
Cellular component (GO): ciliary transition zone
Source: RefSeq, a predicted model, not a curated record